Molecule: messenger RNA, 655 nt
Organism: Cyprinodon tularosa
Lineage: Eukaryota; Metazoa; Chordata; Actinopteri; Cyprinodontiformes; Cyprinodontidae
Gene: rbp7b
Product: retinol binding protein 7b, cellular
Biological process (GO): fatty acid transport
Cellular component (GO): cytosol; nucleus
Molecular function (GO): fatty acid binding
Source: RefSeq, a predicted model, not a curated record
ACCAUGCAGUAUAGUUUCCUCAUAUUAUGCAAAAACUAACCUAACCGUUUGCUUCUCUUCCUGUAUUUGUCCCAAAUAACAGACCAGUGUUGCAUCACCUUGGAACAGUAUAAAACACCCAGAAUCUCGGGCUGUUACGUUUUUUAGCAAGCCAAACCCCAAAAAUGCCUGCAGACUACAAUGGGACAUGGGACAUGGUCAGCAGUGACAAUUUAGAUGGUUACAUGGUCGCACUUGACAUAAACUUUGCUACACGCAAAAUUGCCUGUAUGCUGAAGCCGCAGAAGGUGAUCAAACAAGAUGGAGAUUCCUUCACCUUCCAGACCAUUUCCACUGUAACUUAUGAAUGUUCCUUCAAAAUUGGAGAGGAAUUUGAAGAGACGACGAAGGGAAUGGACAACCGCAAGUGCCAGUCUGUGGUUGACUGGGACGGCGAUAAGCUGGUGUGCGUUCAGAAAGGAGAAAAAAGAAACAGGGGCUGGACUCACUGGAUUGAGGGAGAUGAGCUACAUCUGGAGCUGACCUGUGAAGGUGAAGUCUGCAAGCAAGUCUUUAAAAGGAGGACAUUAAAAUAGCCUUAAAGACAAUGUGAUACUUAAUGCUGUUUUCAUAAUGAAAUGAAAUGCAUGCAUAAUAAAAAAAAGCUGAUCAGUAA